This is a messenger RNA of Rhodamnia argentea, 1806 nucleotides long. RefSeq names its product triose phosphate/phosphate translocator, chloroplastic-like. Gene Ontology annotation, biological process: transmembrane transport. Gene Ontology annotation, molecular function: antiporter activity. The record is from RefSeq and is a predicted model, not a curated record. The coding region runs from base 235 to 1491 and encodes 418 amino acids. Gene Ontology annotation, cellular component: membrane; Golgi apparatus. Lineage: Eukaryota; Viridiplantae; Streptophyta; Magnoliopsida; Myrtales; Myrtaceae. The transcript has 13 exons.
CUCUUCGCCCCACCACUUUUUGGCACCCCACCCAAGGAAGAAGAUCAAUCAACCGGCUACUUUUUUAUGAGUUAAAUCUCGGCUUCGAGUUCAACUCUCUUUGAUUCCAUCGACGUUAGCGUUGUCGCUUCUGCAGUUCCUUCUCACUGCUUAAGCUCAUCCCCUUUUAUAGUGACCACCCCCGAGUAAAGCUACCGUUUUCGUAGCUUCCUCUCUUCGUUUUUUGAUCGGGAGAUGCCGUCGAUCGCUACCCCGGUUCGCUCUCCGAUCGGAGCCUCUGGCUCCAAGAAGAUGUCGUCUCUGUACCUGACGACCCACGCGAUUUCGGCCACUUCUGUUCUGCUCAAGGCUCGAAAGAGCUUCGCCAGUGGCGCGUCACGUCUUGCCUUCUCGCCGCUGCCGGAGCCUCUGAGAUUCCCUGGCGGAAGCGGGCCGUUCAGACGGCGGCAUCUCGCCGGUUCCCAUCUCGCCAGAGCGGCCGCAGCCGACGCAGAGGGCAGGGAGAUUGAAGUUUCCGAUGGGUUGGCAAAACCAUCCAAGAGCUUCGGAGAAAGAUACCCAGCACUUGUUACUGGCUUUUUUUUCUUCAUGUGGUACUUCUUGAAUGUCAUCUUCAACAUACUGAACAAGAAGGUCUAUAAUUAUUUCCCGUAUCCAUACUUCGUAUCUGUCAUACAUCUUCUCGUUGGAGUUGUUUAUUGUCUGGUUAGUUGGGCAGUUGGUCUGCCCAAACGUGCGGUAAUUGAUAGAGAGCUUCUAGCAUUGCUGACCCCUGUUGCUGCCUGCCAUGCCCUAGGACACGUCAUGUCCAAUGUGUCUUUCGCAGCAGUUGCCGUAUCCUUUACGCACACCAUCAAAGCCCUUGAGCCAUUCUUCAAUGCGGCUGCUUCUCAGUUCGUUCUGGGCCACCAGAUCCCACUGUCCCUGUGGCUAUCACUAGCUCCUGUUGUGAUUGGUGUGUCGAUGGCUUCAUUAACCGAGCUUUCUUUCAACUGGACUGGUUUCGUCAGUGCAAUGAUCUCAAAUGUUGCAUUUACCUACAGAAGUAUUUACUCAAAGAAAGCAAUGACAGGAAUGGACAGUACAAAUGUGUAUGCUUAUAUAACAAUCAUCGCUCUUCUGUUUUGCAUCCCUCCAGCAGUUAUUAUUGAGGGCCCUCAACUGAUGCAAUACGGAUUUAUGGAGGCCAUUGCCAAAGUGGGUCUUUUCAAGUUCCUGUCAGACCUUUUCUGCAUUGGAUUGUUCUAUCAUCUCUACAAUCAGGUUGCUACUAACACUUUGGAACGGGUAGCGCCACUUACACACGCUGUUGGAAAUGUGCUGAAGAGGGUUUUUGUGAUCGGUUUCUCUAUUGUUGUAUUUGGUAAUAGGAUCUCCACUCAAACUGGGAUUGGAACUGCAAUAGCAAUAGCUGGAGUGGCCAUCUACUCCCUCAUAAAGGCGAAUAUCGAAGAGCAGAAACGGAAGGCUGCAGCGGCCCCUGCUCAGUAACGUGCCGAUCGUGCGGGAUCGACCAAUUUCCUUGUACUCCAUGCAUUUUUUAAGGUAAUAAAUGAGCAAAUUCUUUUACCGAGGUUAAUACCCGCUAGCCGAGCUGCCUCAAAGACUUCUCUACAUCUUCAUGAAACUGUAGCUACCGGGUCGAAUUCUCUGUCUAAACUUGCAUUCGUCGUGUACCUUUCUAUUGAUAUUUGUGCAAGUACGCGGCCUCUAGUGGGGAAGAAAUAAGAAAUUACAAAUGGAGCUGCAUCGUUUCAGAUUGUGAAUCACUCCCGGUGAGGCUUCAAGUUCCUCGCUUUCCCAGGC